AUGUUUGCUCUUGUAGGAAGAGGAGCAAGAUAUACAUAUCUAACAACUAACAAAACAACUUAUAACAAAACAAUCAAAAUGCUAUUUCAAUCUAAGACUGACAAGAAGGAGUGGAACCCUGAAUUGACCUCCGAGCAACUACAUGUCUUGAAGGACAAGGGCACUGAGGCUCCAGGUACUGGUAAGUACCUGUACAACGAUAGAACUGGUGUUUACACCUGUGCCAACUGUGAUGCACCUCUGUACCGUAGUGAGACCAAGUUCGACUCUGGAUGCGGGUGGCCUGCAUUCAACGGGGAGAUCAAGGGUGCAUUGAAGUACAAGAAGGACUUCAGCCACGGUAUGAUGAGAACCGAGAUUAUGUGUGCCAAGUGUGGUGGCCAUCUGGGACACGAGUUCAAGGGCGAAGGUUGGAACAAGAGACUCAACUUGCCUAACGACAGCAGACACUGUGUGAACAGUUUGUCCCUGAACUUCAAGAAGGAAGAAUAA
Messenger RNA from Nakaseomyces glabratus, 492 nucleotides. It is a transcript of the gene MXR2, whose product is annotated as peptide-methionine (R)-S-oxide reductase. Lineage: Eukaryota; Fungi; Ascomycota; Saccharomycetes; Saccharomycetales; Saccharomycetaceae. Gene Ontology annotation, biological process: response to oxidative stress; protein repair. The record is from RefSeq and is a predicted model, not a curated record. Gene Ontology annotation, molecular function: peptide-methionine (R)-S-oxide reductase activity.